Molecule: messenger RNA, 2292 nt
Organism: Cuscuta campestris
Lineage: Eukaryota; Viridiplantae; Streptophyta; Magnoliopsida; Solanales; Convolvulaceae
Source: the annotation of a GenBank genome assembly
CUACAUUAAAAAUAUAAUUAUUUUUGAAAGUAUUAAUAAGGAUUGUAGUUUUUGGGCCAUUUGAUUGGAUGGCUUUCGGUUUGGGCCACUUUUUGGGCUUUGGGGUCAACUUUAGAACCAAAAAAUUUAUGAAUCAGUUUCGUCAAAAGGCCCAAAAUAUGACAGGAGGUAUGUAUAAUCCGGGUCUCAUUCGUUGAUUUGUUCUUCGGCUUUUUCGAAUAUCUCAGUUCUGUCAAGCAGUUUUCUCCAUUGUUUCUGCAAGUUUAAGAUGCUCCAGUUAUUUCUCUCUACACCCCCCUUGAAUGAGAAUGGAGACGAUAAGAUAGCUGAGCAGAUGAGAUCUCAUCUCAAGGAGCUAGAAUCUGUUAUAUGGUCUUUGAUAUCAUCUGGGCAUCGAUCUGAAGCUCGCCUUUGGCUUUGCAAAUCUGUGGCAGAUAUUCAUUCUCUAACGCCCCAUCAUAAGAAAGAGCUAUUUUUGGCCUUGUUAAGGUCAAAUACAGCAAAACCACAGCGUCUGGCAGCACAAAUUCUACAAUUGCUUUUCGACAAGCAUCCGCACAUAGCUGGACCAAUCAUUUCAAAGAAAAGUUACUUGCUAGAGGAAUUUUUUAAAGGGAAUACAAAGCAUAUUUUGCUGUGGUUCUCUAACUUUGGAGGUUCUGGUGAUAUGCACUUUAAAGGAGCUAAGGCACUUUCCCGAUUUGCCUUUGUGAAUCGUGACAUUUGUUGGGAGGAGCUUGAGUGGAGGGGGAAACACGGGAAAUCGCCAGCCAUGGUUGCUACAAACCCUCAUUACUUUCUUGAUCUUGAUGUCGAGAAAACCGUAGAGAAUUUUCUUGAAUAUGUACCUGAGUUCUGGUCAUCCACUGAGUUUUCAGAGUCAUUAAAAGACGGUACAAUUUUGUCAAUUGAUAAGACAUAUUUUGUCGAAAUGUUUCUUGACCUAAUGUACAAGGACGACAUGAAAGAAGUGUGGGAUGUUAUAGAUGUUUUUCUGAUGGAAGAAUCUUUCUCUACUCUUUGUCAUCACCUUCUUGUUGCACUUGAGGAGGAAGAACUGUCUGUUUUCCUGGAUUUGAUCCCUCGAUAUCUUAACCCAAGGUUAGAAACCAUGAAGUUUGAUAGGCCAUCUUCUUGGCUUGAGAUCCUGCUUUCAAAGUGCCAUAAUAAUGGUUCUAUCGAUGAGCUACUCUUGUUGAAUGCUGUGACUUUUCAAAGCCGUCAACUUUUGUUACUAGUCCGUGAAGAGGCCGACGAGGAGGAAAAGGAAAAAAUUAGAAGCAUUGCUUCCCAGAUUUGUACACUCAUAAAUUGUGGCUUUGCUACAAUUCUUGGAGAGUGUGCUAGAAGGAAAUCCUUGGAGAUGAUGAAAUUUUUAGGAUUGCAGGCCUGGGCUUUGCAUUUUCAAUUGUUAGAAGCAUUUCAGACUCCCGCUUCUUGGGAAUCCUUAUUUGCUAGUAAUGGAAUAGGUUUUCGCAAGUGCGGGAAUUACUCAUUGUUAAAUCAUGAUGAAUCUCUGGAAGAGAGCGAGUCUGAAGGGGAAAAGAGGUCUUCAAGUAGCUCUAAACGGAAGAGGAAAAAAGCCUAUCGAAGAAAGAAAAAGAGAAGGGAUUUUGAUCACGACAUGAUAGUAGAUUAUGAGGAUGGUGUGUUAGAUGAUGACGUGCAAAGGCAGGAUUGUAACUGGUUGCUCUCUACUGAUGGGUAUUCCUUCUCUUGGAGCAGUGCAGACCUACCAGGACAUAUAUCAAAUUAUUGCUUCUUUAUGUGGCUGAAAUUCGUUUUUAGCAACUGAAGAGAUUCUGCGUUCUGAUAUUGUCACAUGAGGGCAUGAUGGGUCAAAGACUAGCUUGGUUACAUGUAACCUCUUCACUACCGGCUACAAUCUGCUAGAAUAUAAAAGAUAACGACGAAAGGAGGAAUGGGUUGUCUUCGCGGUGAACACCCUCCCGUUUUGUCUGCUCUUUUGCUGUCGGAAAAUCAAGUUAAUGGUGAAACACAAACUCCAGCUCUAACGACGGGUUAGGGCCUGAAUUCUUUCUUCAUCUACUGAGAUUUGGCACAUUUGUUAGGGGACUCUAUGACCUCUCUUGCAAAUUCUUCUUCUUCUUCUUCUUCUUCAGAUAGUUGAAAGUUGGCAUUUAUCAUUCCCAAUGGCGGUAUGCUUCAUCAUAUGAUUUGCUUAUGUAGGGUUUGAGAACUCAUAUGUAUAUGCUGUAAACAAAAGUGAAUUUAGGCGGAAAGGGUGAGAUUGACACAUACAUAUGGUAAGCAUAAAGUGCACAUUGGCAA